Messenger RNA from Fonsecaea multimorphosa CBS 102226, 648 nucleotides. RefSeq lists its product as uncharacterized. NCBI's taxonomy places the organism in Eukaryota, Fungi, Ascomycota, Eurotiomycetes, Chaetothyriales, Herpotrichiellaceae. The record is from RefSeq and is a predicted model, not a curated record. The transcript has a single exon. Gene Ontology annotation, cellular component: cytoplasm; nucleus. Gene Ontology annotation, biological process: proteasome assembly. The coding region runs from base 1 to 648 and encodes 215 amino acids.
AUGGUGAGUUCUACUUCCUGGAAGAGACAUACCUCGCAGUCCCAAAGCUGUGUAAUCAGAGGGGAUAGGCCUUAUUUACAUGAACCUAUACUAACGCACCGGUAUCUCUUUGUGCAGUCUCUCCGCGUCGCCCCUCCCGCAACGCACCCAAGCAGCACCUCCAACACCAGCUCUUCCAAACUCUCUUCCACUACAAGCAGCACCAAACCCAGCAAAGACACCCUCGACCGCGGCGCCCCCUCCGCGCCAGGACUCCACGACACCCUCCGCGCCUCUCUAUACCCACCAUCAGCGCCGUCGGCCGUGUCGUCGUCGCACCCGCUCGAAUCCCGCCUCGCGAACUGGCAAGCCACACAGGAAUCCACACGCCUGCAACUCCUGCGCCGGAACUUCGGGAUCGCGGAACCCUUGCGCCGGGGCAUGGAACUCAAGCUCGUGCGGGACGCGGACUCGUUCCGGCCCUCGGUGCUGGGUAAGGCCGCUGGUGUGCACGAGGACAUUUUGACGGGCAGGGACGCGGAGAUUUCCUGGGAGGAUGUCUAUGCGGGACAGGACGGGUUGAGGUUUGUUGCGGGCCAGGGGAGUGAUGGGCAAGGCGUUGGGUGGAUGGAGGAGAUGGAGAGGAAGGUCGGGAUGGGGAAGUGGUGA